Messenger RNA from Cebus imitator (Panamanian white-faced capuchin), 6858 nucleotides. RefSeq names its product 60S ribosomal protein L39-like. Lineage: Eukaryota; Metazoa; Chordata; Mammalia; Primates; Cebidae. The transcript has a single exon. Gene Ontology annotation, biological process: translation. The coding region runs from base 4280 to 4507 and encodes 75 amino acids. Gene Ontology annotation, cellular component: cytosolic large ribosomal subunit; ribosome. The record is from RefSeq and is a predicted model, not a curated record. Gene Ontology annotation, molecular function: structural constituent of ribosome.
GCCCGGCUAAUUUUUUGUAUUUUUCAUAGAGACAGGGUUUCACUGUGUUAGCCACGAUGGUCUCAAUUUCUUGACCUCGUGAUCUGCCUGCCUCGGCCUCCCGAUGUCCAUGUGAUUUUUAAGCACUCCAAUUGAGAACUGCUGCUUUAAGCUCUGGCUUUGUUUCCUCUAGCUCGGAGCUUUCCCAGGCAGGCGAAAAGAAUCAUCUGGUCCUCCCUUGGUGCUGAGGCACUUCCUGGGUAUCUGAUCCUUUGGGAACCAUAGUGGCUGCUGUGUUCAUAAUAGAGCAGUUGAAGGGACACUAGGCCAUAGAAGGCCCCUCCGGUGGUGAAGCUCAUAUCUCUCGGGACCCACAUGAACACAUGCAGACUAAAUCCCUAGGAGAACCGUGGUAUGUAGGCCCUUAAAGGUGGUGGGUGGUUGGGGAGGCAGAGAAGUGUUCUGAGAGGAGAGAGGUGGCACUUGGCUGCCUUCCCGCUCAUCGCAGAGAUUCAGGAGGAGCCAUGUGCCCGGCUGGGGCUCCAUGGUAGCACUUUCUUCUCAUUUCUAUCUUAGUCUGCACAAUGGUAGAUACCAUGUCCAUUUCACAGUUAAAAAGACUGAGGCCCAGAGAUUGUGAGGAGCCUCAACUACUAAGUGACAAACCUUGAUAUGUAGGCAGGAUAGACUCCGUCUGAGAGAGGGAUGGUGUCUUUCCUUCACCAAGUGAUCUCGUCCCUCAUGUUCAGAGCUCCAGCUGCACCAGCUGCCUUAUGCAGGCGGGCAAUAGGGCUAGUUGAAGGCCAGGCAGGGCUUUCGGCAUCCUUCCUGACCCUCUGGCUUGUCUGUGUUGCAAACUGACCCAACUGUAGUAGCUGACCUGUGUCUUUAUUAAUGCCAUUGAACCAAGCUACCUGCAGGCCUGCAACCUUGUAGGGUCCACCUGCCUUUUUUACUACACGAUCAUAUAAAUAUAUAAUUCAGAGAGAUUUGUAGAAAUCAGAAAAAUAAGAACAUAGAGCCUGUAAUUUACAGAGAAGCAGAGAAGCUUCCUCAGGCCUGCAGACCGUCCCUUCAUGUUUAAAGGACAGGAAGGAGCAAAACAGGGAACCAGGGAGGAUGUUUUAUGGGCCAGUCUUAUGCUUUCAGAUUUAGCUUUCAGUCUGUCAUGUUUCAGCCUUGUCCUGGCCUUUGUGCUUUUCCACGAGUUCCUGGUUGCAAGGGGAAGGAGACAGGUCCUGCUGUGUGGUGCGUGGAGUAUCUUAGGGAGAGCCUGUUGGGGUGGGGUAACUGUGGGGUCACUCAGGCCCUUCCUGCCACUGUAGGCACCUCCGAGGCUAUUUGGCCCGCAGGAAGCCCUGAGUUGUUUGCUCCUUUGCCCAGCAGCUCAUUUCUAGCUCUGUGCUGUGUGCUUUCAGAAUAAGAUCACUUUAAAAAAUAACUUCAGACACAAGAAAACUUGUGUUUUCAUCUUUACACAAGCCCUGUGAGCAAGGUAUGAGGGGUGGUUAAUGGGGGAGGUGCUCCCCCCACCCCCUGCUGUCCCCAUGCAUCACAUUCCCCCGGGGUCCCUACAUGCUUUCAGACUUUUGGUUGAGAGACUUCUGUCUUUAAGUGGAAUUCUGCAUGGAGUCUUAAUACAAGCUUUAAAAAGUAUACAGUCAGAUGCUGCUUUAUUUGAAGUUUUGAAAUAUUUCUGACCCCUCCCUCAUCAACAACUCUGCCCCUGGCAGCUGCAGAAAAGAAUAUACACUGACCAGACUGGAACAACCUCCUUCUCUGAGGAAUUAUCCAGGUGCCCAGAGGUCCAGAUCACAGACCUGCUCAGGAAAGGCACCUCUUCUUGUGUGAUCAUUUGAUUAUUUUCCCAAAUGAACAAGCUUAUUUUUUAAAGAUUUUCCAAAGUAGUCAAUGUCUUCAAGCUCUUUGCCAAUGGUGACUUGUGCAUGAGCAGCACUCAUGUUUAUAGGUGAACUCUCAGGCACAUGGGGGCUCGUGUUCACCGGGAGAAGCGGCUGGGCCUGGGGGAACAGUCUGCUGGCUGUCAGGGCUGGCACGGCCACGAGAUUCCAAAAAUUGAGGACAAGGCAAGGGUGUUGAGAAGGUUCUUCCAGGGUAUUAAGGGUUUUUUAUCCCUGCCCCUUGCCCCACUUGACUUUACUGGACACAGAGCCUUAGAUGAGUCCCCAUCCCUUCUUGAUUUGGUCAUGACAAUUGAGAUGUUGCCUAUUUGUAACAAUGAAUUCCUUAAUGAAGGAAGGUGGAGUCUUGGCUGGAAGGUAAGGUCUGAACCAGUUCACAGGAUGGGGUCUGUAUGAUGCUCUUCAAGCAGCAGGGAGUUGGAGGGAUAAUAAGUGGGGUGGGGAGGGCCUUGCUUGACUGAGCUCCCUGCAGACCACUUCACCUGAGAGCAUCUAUGGCUAGAUUUAAGUUAUUUUGAAAUACUAAAGGUGAGUGAGCCAGGUCUGGGUGCAGGUGAACCCAGGUGGAAUGGAAACGCUUCUUAAGUGCUGUGAAAGUAGAGGUUAGGGGUCAUAAGGGAAGCUCAGAGCCGUUCACUGAUAAGUGACACCCACUUUUUUCCCCUAAAGUGUAAUUUAUGGUGACUCAUGAAAGUUCACCCAUUAGAAUGGAGCACAUAGUGGUCAGGGCAUUCUCUGAAUCUCCAUGGGACCUUUGAGAUGGAUGUUGUUCUCUGGAAACUGGGGGCUGAACUUUAAGCUCCCUCCCCUCCUUUUGUCUUAGUUGGGAGGUUGGGGGAGGUCAGCUAAUGACAGGUCCAGGAAGAGCUUGGGACCCAGUCUUCUAAGACUCUUGGACCCAAAUCUGCUAGGCAGGGGCAGGUUUCGCCUUCGGGAGCUUCCUUGUUAUUUGUACUUCUGCCCAAGGCCUAAGUGAUGUUUCCCACACUGAAAGAAUCAGGGAAUGGAAGCCAGCAGCGGUUAAUCAAGGGGCUGUGUGGACCAAAAACAGCAGUCUCCUGAGGGUGACGGUCGGGGGUUCCAGCUGUGACCUGAUUCAGACCUUCCAUAUUGUGGUGAGGAAGCUCAGCCGGGGGAGGGGUCGGGAGUGACUGAACCACAGAUGUGGACAAGCAUCCAGGUCCCUGGAUCUCCUGUCCCGACUUAGGACCUGGGAGUUGCCUUUCAGGGAAGGGAAGAGUGAGGGAAGGGACUGGGCCUGCAUGGGGCAAUUUGAAUGUCCUCUGCCUCUGGUAUUGGAGUUAUACAUGGACAGCUGAGCCUGGCGGAGGGAAGAAGUUGGAGAAUAUGUGCCAGAGUGAGCAGACAAAGAGGAUCAGAAGAAGGGAACAGAGGAACCUUUGCAGGUCAUCCUGGGUCAUUCUGGAGAGCCAAAAGAAGACACAGGUUGGUCCUGGCCAGACACAAGUCCUCCCUGUGUUCCUAAACCCAGGACACCUGUCAGAGCAUGGGGAACACCUUGCACUUACUUCCAUGAGGAUCUCCGUCUACAGGACGGUGAGUGCCUCUAGGCAGCACUGGUGUCUGCUUGCAUAGACAGGGCUGAAGAAUCGGGCAGCUGUGCUCCCCAACUCUUUUGUGCCUGAGUUUCUGGUAUAAAUAUUUCAUGUAGGCCUCCCCCAGAAGUCCCCUUUCUUUGAAUUUCAGGCCACACUGAGAAUUUGGUGACCUGAGGUGCCCAGUGAGCGCCUUCUGGCUCAUCGAGACUGUCCAGUGUACAUACCUUCCCAUUAUGUAAGUGGUGAGUCAAGGACUGCAAAAUAGGAAUUAGCGGCCUGCCUGUGUUCAGGGCCAUAAUUAGAUACCCACAUUCUCUCUCUGCCUUCCCUGUGUUGCCUGAGUGGAGUGACUGCUGGCCACCCACAAUUAAUUAUCAAGGGGCUGAAGAGGGUUCCACCUGGUUGUCCACUGAGGUGCUCUCUCUGUCCACACCUUUGCCGUGUGCACAGCUCUUUCAGUGAUGUGAGAAGGUGAAGGGGUUUCUGUGGCCCACACCCCACACUGGGGAGGCAGCCGGGAAGACAGCUUUGAUUGGCACCCUUGCUGGGCUAUCUUCAGAGCUGUAGGUGGACUUCUCUGCAGCAGCUGUGACGCUGCCCUGCAGCAUGAAGGCUUGUGAUAAUGCGCUGGGCGUCUCCCUCCCACACAGAGGGAAAUGACUUUAGGUAUUAAGAAAGUGAAAAGCUUGGAAUAAUUGGUUAGGAAACUAAGUAGCAGCAGGAAAGAACUGUCAAAAAAAAAAAAAAAAAAAAAAAAAAGCCAUUACGCUCUCUUCCUUUCUCCGCCGUCAUGGUGCGUGCUUUACUCCAUUUCUCGCCAUGUCUUCUCACAAGACUUUCAGGAUGAAGCAGUUCCUGGCCAAGAAACAAAAGCAAAAUCGUCCUAUUCCCCAGUGGAUUCAGAUGAAAACUGGUAAUAAAAUCAGGUACAACUCCAAAAGGAAACAUUGGAGAAGAACCAAGCUGGAUCUACAAGAAAUUACACAUGAGAUGGCACACACAUUUAUGCUGUCUGAAGGUCACAAUCGUGUUACAUUUUCAAGCUGAAAAAUGUCACCGCUAUCCAGAGAAGUUUGAACAGAGGUUCCUCUCUGGAUCUGUUAUGAAGGCGUUGGUUGGCUGGGUUCGGUAAUAUGUGAGCCCUUUUCACUUCUUUAAAAAAAAAAAAAAGUCAUUUUAUGGGAGUUACAGCAUAAAACAUUUAGGGUUGAAAAAUCAAAGCCACAUGGCUGGUGCUAGUAUGUUCACGUGUUUGUGCAGUGCUCACACACACUCACCUUUUAGGCAUCCCCUUGCUCUGUCCCCUACUCAGAUCCCCACCUGCCGUGUCUUUUGCCUGGGGCAUUCCUGGGAAAUAUGUCAUGUCCAAAAACAGUUUGAUGAGCUGAUUCACGUAGGGCUACACUUGUGGCAGGCAUUGUAAUAUGUUAGUGUCUUAACCUCUUCUGCCCUCCGCAAGACUAUUUUUCAGAAGAAUCUUUUCUUUGGCCAGGAAGGAUAUAUUCUUUAUGGUGGGGAAAUCUCUCUGAACCGGGAGCAGUUGCACUGGUGGGAUCUCAGAGAUGCAGGUCAGCAGCGCAGGGACCUUAGGAAGGAGGUAUCCUUCACCUUGUGCCAUGUACUGGCCUGAGGGCUGGUCCAGCCCACAUACAGGCAUGGACCAGUCACGCACAAACACCUGCUCAAAGUUGUCAGACUCGAACUCCAGGGUGGCUUCCUUCGUGGGGGUGCUGGUCCCAACACUCAACAUGGCAGGUGUAUUUGUUUCCUGUGGCCACUGUAACAAGUUGCCACAAACUUAGUGGCUUAACACAACACAUCUUUGUUCUGUGAUCGGUCUGGAGGUUGAGAGUCCAAAAUGAGUACCACUUUGGGUGUGGUAGCUUCCUCCUGAGGUCCUGGGGGAAGGGAGAAUCCCCUCUCCACUGCUUGCAGACUCCAGUGGCCACCUGCCUUCCUCGGCUCAGGCCCCUUCCUGUCACCACUACAGUCUCUUGCUCCUGUCAUCACGUUUCCUUCUCCUCUUUGUCACAUUUUCCUCUGUCUCCCUGUUAGAUCAGAGUCCGGAUGCCUUUUUGUUUCAUUUUUUAUUUUUUAAAGAUUGGGUUUGCUUUGUCACCUGUCCUGGAGUGCAGUGGCACAGUCAUAGCUCACUGCAACCUUGAACUCCUGGGCGCAAGUGAUCUUCCUACCUGAGCCUUUCAAGUAACUGGAUUACAGGUGCUCCAGUGUGAGCUCAGCAGGGCUGUUCAGGGGAGUUCAGCAGGGAUAAGUAGGACUUGUGGGCGCUGCUGCCAGGCAUGCGGUAUAGGCAUGAGAAAUGGAGAAAGGAAGAUGGGGCCACCAGAGACUGCUCUGAUAGACACACAGUCCCCACCUGGGUAUCAGUGUCAUCGCCUUCCAGAGAAUUUGUGUUUUCAGCAUGAAGCAGGAUCAGGGAAUGUCAUUAUAGAAAAAGACCUGGAAGAGCCAGCCCCCUCCACAGGUGGGGCCGAUGGAGAAGUAACUUUUGCCCCAGUUUGUAGAGCCUGGGACUGCAGAGCUUUGACGGUUGCCCUGACUCAAGUCAACUUGGGAGCUGAGCCCCUCAGUGUGUAGGGCGCAGCGGAUACCAUGGCCGGCCUCCUGUUCACUGAUUCAGCCCCAGUGGGAGAGGGGGAAAUGGAAAAUACUCCUUGUCCUUGAGCAGUGUUUUGUUGGUGAGACUGGUUUUGUGUUUACUUCUCACAUGUGAGGUACAGACAGGUAUGGUGACCCCCAGCUCUCCCAGAAAAAUCCUGACUUUGGGCAAGUUACUACUCUCCUCCUGGGACCAUUUUAAUAAUUAAAUGCAAACACAGUGAGGACGCUAGCACUGUGGUUGGUGUGUGACCAAGCCCAUGGGGCACAAAGGUGAAGGGACAGGGACAGAGCAGGUGGAGGAGGAGAGAGACUCCCUGAAGCCACAAGGCUCUGAAGGACUGUGCUGUCCCAGCUGUGACCCACCUCAACCAGCUGCACUGAGGCAGGCUUGUCCCUCGGAGGCAGAAGGGUCUUAAAGCUACGACCCAUCCCCCAGUCUCAGUCCUUCCUUAGGUAGCUAAUGCUUGCUUUCGGGCUUCUGUGUGUUCCUCUGCCUUUGAUGGAAGGGUGGUAGACAGGCUUCCCCUCAAAGUCUAAUAAGCAGUGAGUCAUUGUCUUCCUCUGAGCCAAGAGGGCUGUACCUGGUGCCUGGGGGUGCUUUGUGAUGUCCAGGCCCCAGCUGAGAAGCAGUUGUGCUGGGGUUCAUUAGUGGUGUCCCCUGUCUGUCUGCAGGGUGCGGUAGCUGUCAUGGGGUGGAAGUCCAAGGCUCACUUCCUCCGGAUACCAAGUACAGGUUUUGGAACCAGCCUCUGUGAUCAGUGCAGAGGUAAAAAGAA